This is a messenger RNA of Arctia plantaginis, 3096 nucleotides long. Lineage: Eukaryota; Metazoa; Arthropoda; Insecta; Lepidoptera; Erebidae. The record is from the annotation of a GenBank genome assembly.
AUGCCCGCCAAAAGUCAUGCAAACUUGGGUGAUGCAUUAGUCAAACAACUUUUAAAGGAUGGAAAUGAGGUGGUGUACAUAAAUUGUUUUAAAAUUGAGAACGCUCCUAGCAGCCUUCGACAGAUAGAUGUGAGUGCAAAUAAGAAUUAUUUGCCUGAGAACGCCCUUAGUAUUACUACAUUAUUAAAAAAAAUUAAUGUUCCUGAUAAUAGGGACGUAGUGAACAGUCUUAUGUUCUUUUUGGUCGCGAAGACUCUGGAAAAUAAGGAAGUGCAGGCGCUUUUGAGUGAUCCAAAGGAACAUUUUGAUGUGGUGAUUGUAGAAUGGAUGUUCAGCGAUGUUUUUGCCAGUUUUGCAUCUUUGUUUGGAUGCCCAUUGAUCUGGGUGUCUUCGGUGGAAGUGAAUUCUCAUAUUUUAAGUCUGAUUGAUGUAAUGCCAAAUCCUGCAUACAGCACAGAUACACUUUCGUCAAGCGUGACUCCUUUUACAUUUAAAGAACGAGUAAAAGAGGUAUGGACAAGAGUAAAAGAAGCCUAUUAUGAUUACAUGUACUACGAUAAACAGCAAAUUGAUAUAUAUAAUGAAUGGGUAGCCCCACAUUUUAUAGCCAGAGGCCGGAAACCUCCCUCCUUUGAAGAAUUUAGGUACAAUGCAUCUUUGGUGUUAGGUAAUUCACAUAUAUCUAUGGGAGAAGGUCUCCGAAUACCACACAACUAUAAGCCCGUUGGAGGGUACCACAUUGAUGAAAAUGUCAAACCUUUACCUAAGGAUCUGAAAAAAAUAAUGGACUCUGCAAAGGAUGGGGUAAUAUAUUUCAGUAUGGGUUCAAAUCUAAAGAGCAAAGACUGGCCCGUUGAAAUCAAGCAAAACCUGUUGAAUAUGUUCGGUACUCUGAAGCAAACUGUGCUAUGGAAAUUUGAAGAAGACCUGCCCAAUGUACCCAAAAACGUUCAUAUAUUGAAAUGGGCACCGCAACAAGGCAUCUUGGCUCACCCAAAUUGCGUCAUUUUCAUUAGCCACGGAGGGCUUCUAUCAACCACAGAAGCAAUAAAUUUUGGUGUACCUAUAAUUGGUAUACCCGUGUUUGGCGAUCAGUUCGUCAAUGUUAAGAGAUCUGUAAAAAAAGGAUUUGCUUUAAAAGUAGACCUAACCUACGAUGUAGCUGAAGCCUUGAAUUUAGCCAUUAAAGAAAUGUUGUCUAAGCCUACAUAUAAAGAAAGAGCGAAGGAAUUGUCGUACAUAUAUCACGAUCGUCCAAUGAAACCUGCUCAGGAGUUGGGACACUGGGUGCGCCACGUAGUGAACACACGAGGAGCUGCUCACUUACGUUCUCCUGCAGUUGUAGUCCCUCUAUAUCAACGAUUAUUCCUAGAUUUAGUGGCUUUAGCAGCAAUAGCUUUGUUUGUGAUUACAAAACUAUUGUGCUAUCUGUGUUCUAUAGUAUUUCCUAAAAAGAAGAUGACUGCACUACUAUACUUCUUGUUGGGUUUAACUCUCACGUUAAAUUCAUGCCAUGCUUAUAAGGCGCUGGUGGUAUACCCAAUGCCCGCCAGGAGUCAUGCAAACUUGGGUGAUGCCUUAGUCAAACAACUUUUAAAGGAUGGAAAUGAGGUGGUGUACAUCAAUUGUUUUAAAAUUGAGAACGCUCCUAGCAGCCUUCGACAGAUAGACGUGAGUUCAAAUAAGGAUUUAUUGCCUACAAAGGCCCUCAGUAUUACUACCCUAUUAGAAAAUGCGGAUAUUCGUGACAACCGGGACAUGGUAAGACGUCUAAUGCUCCAUAUGGUCUCGAAGACUCUGGAAAAUAAAGAAGUGCAGAAGCUUUUGAGUGAUCCAAAGGAACAUUUUGAUGUUGUGAUUGUAGAAUGGAUGUUCAGCGAAAUUUUUGCAAGUUUGGCGCCUUUGUUUGGAUGUCCAUUGAUAUGGGUGUCUUCGGUAGAAAUCAAUUCUCAUAUUUUAGGUUUGAUUGAUGUAAUGCCAAAUCCUGCAUAUAGUGUAGAUAUGCUUUCGUCAAGUAUAACUCCUUUGUCAUUCCAAGAACGAGUACAAGAACUAUGGGGAAGAUUAACAGAAGCCUACUACGAUUAUAUGUACUACGAUAAAAUUCAAUCUGACAUAUAUAAGGAAUGGAUAGCCCCACACUUUCUAGCAAAAAGCCAAAAACCUCCGUCCUUCGAAGAAUUUAGGUACAAUGCAUCUCUGGUCUUAGCAAACUCACAUAUAUCUAUGGGAGAAGGUCUCCGAAUACCGCACAACUAUAAGCCCGUUGGAGGGUACCACAUUGACGAAAAUGUCAAGCCUUUACCCGAGGACCUAAAAAAAAUUAUGGACUCUGCGAAGGAUGGGGUAAUAUAUUUCAGUAUGGGUUCAAAUCUAAAGAGCAAAGACUGGCCCGUAGAAAUCAAGCAAAACCUGUUGAAUAUGUUCGGUACUCUGAAGCAAACAGUGCUAUGGAAAUUUGAAGAAGACCUGCCCAAUGUGCCCAAAAAUGUUCAUAUAUUGAAAUGGGCACCGCAGCAAAGCAUCUUGGCUCACCCAAAUUGUGUCAUUUUUAUUAGUCAUGGAGGGCUUCUAUCAACCACAGAAGCAAUCAAUUUUGGUGUACCUGUAAUUGGCAUACCCGUGUUUGGUGAUCAGUUCGUCAAUGUCAAGAGAUCUAUUAAUAAAGGUUUUGCCUUGAAAGUAGACUUAAGCUAUAAUGUAGCUAAAGACUUGAAUAUAGAAAUUAAGGAAAUGUUAUCUAAGUCUACAUAUAGAGAAAGGGUGAAGGAAUUGUCUUACAUAUAUCACGACCGUCCUAUGAAACCUGCUCAGGAGUUGGGACACUGGGUGCGCCACGUAGUGAACACACGAGGAGCUGCUCACUUACGUUCUCCAGCUGUUGUAGUCCCUCUAUAUCAACGAUUGUUCCUGGAUUUAGUAGCUUUGGUAGCAAUAUCUUUGCUUGUGAUUACAAAACUAUUGUGCUAUCUGUGUUCUAUAGUAUUCCCUAAAAAGGUCAGUACUGUCUUAUACAUCACACAGAAAUCUCGUCAUCAACCACAUAGGAAAAUAUAUCAGUGUUUAUUAAACCUAUCAAUAAGAAAGCAUGAUUAA